AUGAGUAACAACAUUUACUUUUUAACAGAAGAUGGUGUGGAAGCUAUGGAAUACAUUAUAGACGAUGGUAAUGAAUUCAAUUUGGAGGAUUUAACAAACUUAAGCAAGUAUAAAGAGUCAAAUCUGACUCCAAUUGAGCUUGAUCCUGAGGACAAAAACUUGAAGAAUAACAUAUUAGUUAUUAAUGAGAGAGUAGAAAAGGCAAAAGCUGCUAAAUUGCGUGCGAAGAGUAGCUACGCCGCCUAUACAGUCGACCAGAAAACAUUGUUCCUCAUACGUUUUAUUUACGAAAAUGGAAAAGGUGAAUUUGUGGAUGAAAGCAUAAAGGAGCACUUCGAGACAGAUAUUGAUAUUGAAGCACACCCCCAUCGAUUACAGUACUAA
This is a messenger RNA of Cokeromyces recurvatus, 384 nucleotides long. RefSeq lists its product as uncharacterized. The coding region runs from base 1 to 384 and encodes 127 amino acids. The record is from RefSeq and is a predicted model, not a curated record. The transcript has 2 exons. Lineage: Eukaryota; Fungi; Mucoromycota; Mucoromycetes; Mucorales; Mucoraceae.